AUGAUGCAAUCUUUUGAUGAUCUUAGAGCAGGGAAAUACAAAGGAACAAGACGUUUGAAGUUAUCAUGUGGUCUCACGGAGUUCCCUCGAGAGAUCUUGGACCUCUACGAUACGCUCGAGAUUCUUGAUCUAUCUAAUAACCCUCUUGCGACACUUCCCAAAGAGAUUCACCGACUUCAUAAACUCAAGGUUGCUUUCUUUUCCGACUGCAAUUUUAUCAAUUUCCCCAAAGAAUUGGCUCAGUGUCGUUCCCUAGAAAUGAUUGCGUUCAAAAACAAUGGAAUGACUACGAUCUCCGAAGGAGUCUUUCCACGCAAGUUACGGUGGCUGAUCCUUACCAAUAACAAGAUUGAAUCUCUGCCACACAGUAUUGGAAACUGUCAUAGACUUCAAAAAUGCAUGCUGGCGGGAAAUAGCUUGACGUCUCUCCCUGACGAAAUGUCUCAUUGUCGGAAGUUGGGCUUACUGAGACUGUCGGCCAACAAGAUCGCUUGUUUACCCCCUUGGUUGUUCAGUCUUCCUGAAUUGUCAUUUCUUUCGUUCUCUGGAAACCCUUGCACUCCAUCAAAUGAAGACAAUCCAACAUUAGAUGAUAUUUCUUGGUCAGACUUGGAGAUCGAUCACCUUCUGGGAGAAGGAGCUUCGGGUAUAAUCUCAAAGGGUGUGUGGAAAUCGUCUACAGCCGAAAAGAAUGUCGCUGUCAAGUUGUUCAAAGGCGAGGUGACCAGUGAUGGCGUACCAGCAGAUGAAAUGAAUGCAUGCAUUACCGCAGGUCGUCAUCCGAAUCUCAUUGAUCCAAUCGGCAAGAUUCAUGGCCAUCCAGAAAAAAGAGGAUUGGUACUUGAGCUCAUCCCUCCUCACUUUACAAAUUUGGGCCUUCCACCAACUAUUGAUAGUUGUACACGCGACGCUUUUCAUCCAGAAACUGUCUUCUCGAUUGAGAAAUGUCGCGCAAUUCUAAUCUCUAUCGCAUCUGCGAGUAAGCAUCUCCAUGAAAGAGGAAUCACCCAUGGAGAUUUGUAUGCGCAUAAUAUUUUGAUCGAUGACUCCGGUCAUGCUCUUCUUGGAGACUUCGGCGCUGCGACAAUAUACCAAAAGGGUUACGAACAUUCAGAGGCGAUCGAAAAGAUGGAAGUCUUCGCCUUUGGUCAUUUGAUUGAAGAUAUGUUGGGUUUGGUGGCGCGAAAAGUUGUUGCCGCGGAUAAUCUCAGUGUCUGGGAUGAGAAAGAGGGGUAUGCAAUUGAGGAGUUGAACCAGCUGCAUUACAAGUGUACCAACCCUAUUGUUAUGGAUAGACCAUUGUUUUCUGAGAUUUGUAAGGAGUUAUGCGCCUGA
Molecule: messenger RNA, 1335 nt
Organism: Botrytis sinoallii
Lineage: Eukaryota; Fungi; Ascomycota; Leotiomycetes; Helotiales; Sclerotiniaceae
Exons: 1
Coding region: 1-1335 (444 amino acids)
Biological process (GO): protein phosphorylation
Molecular function (GO): protein binding; protein kinase activity; ATP binding
Source: RefSeq, a predicted model, not a curated record